Messenger RNA from Linum trigynum, 6346 nucleotides. Lineage: Eukaryota; Viridiplantae; Streptophyta; Magnoliopsida; Malpighiales; Linaceae. The record is from the annotation of a GenBank genome assembly.
UGACACAAUUCUGUAAAUCACAAUUAGUGUCAUUUUUAACAUGUAAUAAUACGUUACAUCGUCAACAAUUGAAAGAGAUGGUAAUGUGAAUGGUCUUUUUUUUCUUCUUUUCAUUUAAAUGUGUAAUGGUCCCUAGUCUCUAGCUACCAUGCCUCCAUUGUUUGUCAAUCUUGGAUCAAGCUGAGGGGCUCCUAGUUGCAAGCAUUGUGGGAUAACACCCACUCAAAGAAUCAUAGACGGCACCGCCGAUCAUCUCCGAAACGUUAACCUCCGAGGAAAUAAACAAGAUUAAAAACAAUCCAGAAAAACGUAAUCAAGGAGGAAGAAAUCAACCAUUGAUUCUGUGGCGGCCAUUUUUGUAAUCUAAUUACACAGCAUCGCCUGGCUGGGUCAACAUCUCAGCAACUGCAAGCUAAGUGAUCUCCUCUGUGCGGCAACUUGUCCACUAAUUAGACAAUCUUUGGCUGGCUGGCGCAAUCAGUAAGCAGGUUCAAAAAUAACAAUUCAGCAUGAAAGUCCAACUCCAACUUGCGGGUCUCUAUCGUGUAUAACGUAUCUCGUUUUAAUUCGCUGCUAUUUCAUAUAAUGCACUGAACUGAUGUCCAAUUGAGAUAUUAAGUAACUUGGAAUUGCCCACCUCCAGUUGUUGAUUAAGACCCAACGAUUAAUUGUUGUUCUGCAAAUUUCGUUUUGCUUAUUUUAGUUCGAUUAAUUAUUGUUAGGCCCAAAUAAAUUAAUCAUCCAUAUAUAAUUAAGAUUACGAUGGCAAGUCAUGAUAAUCCCUUAAUUCACUAAUUCCGGUGGGUGCCAAGGGGAUCACCAUUACGAAGGGGUGGAAAUCGGUAUGGUAUCGGUAUCCCAAUACCAAAUACUGAAAUCCCGAAUACCAAAUUAUAUCCGAAAGUCAAUCCCAACCUCAAUCCCUAAAUAAUUUCGGUAUCCCAAUCACUAAAUAUUCUGGUAUCCCAAACGGUACUUCGGUAUCCCAGUCGGUAUUAUCGAAUAUGAAAUUAAUUACAUUUCAAAUAAAUAAUUAAAUAUAUAGAUUAGAUUUGGUUGUUUAAUUUCGGGCAAAGAGACUAAGCAAAGAGUCUUGAGUUUGCCUACAGUUAGGAUAUGGAUAAGGAGAAUGAAGGAGAGGUGACAUCUCAAAUUCUUGUCAUUGGUAAUCUUUAGUUUGACGAAUUGAAAGCUGAGAGUCGACUAAUACUAGUAUUUGCUUUUUGGUGUUAUGCAAAUUUCGUUUUGCUUAUUUUAGUUCAAUUAAUUAUUGUUAAGCCCAAAUAAAAAAUCAUCCAUAAUUAAAGAUUAUGAUAGCAAGUCACGAUAAUCCCUUAUCACUAAUUCAGGUGGAUGGCUAGGGGAUCACAAUUAUUGAUGAUGGUGGCGAGACAUGAAUACCCUUUUGUCAAAUCCUUAGCCAAAUUACGAGAGUUGGUAAUGGUAUGGUAAUGGAGGCGCAAAAGCCUGCAAUCAAAUUCGACGUCAAUGGAAUUUCUCCUUCAGUAACUUUGUAUUUCCAGGAACACCAACGAGUCUCGCUUGUAUUCAAACUUGGUAUCUGCAAUUCGCAAGCCUUCACUAUCGUGACAGCUUUACCAUUAUGCUAUCUUACCUUUGGUAAUUUUUUGUGUAAGUGAAAAAUAUUACUAUGGUAUAAAAUUUAUUUUAACUACUAUGGUAAAGUAAAAUGAAAAAUACAGUCAAAGGUUAAAAAACAAAAGACUUAGACCAUCCACAAUGAUAAGUGGUAAAAGUGAAAAAAAUGGGAUGAGGAAAUUUGGGUUUUUAUAUUUCAACAAAUACGGGUAGGAAAAAAAGUGAGAAAUUGGUAAUUAUUUAUAUAUAGUAUAAAUUAGUUAAGAAAAAUUUUCUGCAUAACUUUUUUCUCAACAUAAAUUUGCUAUCAAUAAUUAGAUACGACCACAUCAAUGAAAAAAAAAAAACAAUAAUUGAUAAGAUGUCAUAGUAAAAAAUAGUUUCAUCAUUCAUAAAAGAAAAUAGUUGCACUAAUAAUGGAACAAAUAACCAUUACAAAAAUGGUCAUUGUAAUUUAAGUUUGAAAAGUAUGUGUAUAAUCCACAACACGACUCAAGUUAGGGUGCAUAAUGCAUCCUUGCAUAAAUAAAUUUUGGCCCUUAGUUUAGAGUGGCCUCACAAGGGUGCAUAUCUAGGGUUGGGAAUUAAAAUUUUUUAUUUUUCUUAGUUUUUUUAAUUGACUCUUAUCUUCUUCGUUCUAAUUUGGAUUUUAAUUUUUUUUACCUAAGAUGAAACCAGUUCAUUCUGAUUUACAAAUUAAUUAUCAAUAUAUUUGAGAGAAAAAAUUCAUAUAACUUGUUACCACCUCCAUACCAUAUGUUAUCUACUCCGUUUUAAAGUGAAUUUAGAAAUUUUUGACAGUAGGAACGUGUUCAUCAUGAUCUGUUAAAUCUACAAAUUUCUGGGGAGGGGGGAUACUGGACAAAAAAUACCACCUCAUACCACCUUGGUAUAAGGGUAGUAUCGGUUCACAAUUUUGAAAGUUGUAAAUGAUAGUCGAUUUUGAAAUUUUUGCAUAGAAGGAACGUGUUCAUCAUGUAUUCAACCCUUCUACUUCUACUUCUACAGCCUGAUAUGUUCAUACCACCAUGAUACACUUUCCAUUCCACGUAAUGUGCCCUUAUGUAAAUACCAAACGAUACCACCAUGGUAUACAUUGGUACUAAUUUUAUUUCAAAAAACAUAUUAGAAUAAAUAUCAUUUUAAAGAGCACGAUUAAUCUGAUUUUACCUGUAUAAAUAUGGAAAAAAAUAUAUAUAUAAUUCUUAUCGAAUCUAGAAGGCAGGUCGGAUUGACACAGGCAGCACGAGUCUCACGACCAUAAUAAUGCAAAAUGGUAGGUCUAUUUUCAAGAGGGUCAAUAUUCAAACGAAAUUAUGAAGAGGAGAACAAAAACUUUUCCCUCGUCUGAAAAGGAGAAUAAAGCAGUAUUUUUUUGCAUUCGGAUUGAAAGCUAUUUCUUGAAUUAUGAAAAGGGCCAAAAUAAAGUUUCACCACCUAACAAUUGCUUAUAUGCUUAGUGCAGGAAAAAAGGUAGCGUUUUGUUCAAGCGGACCCGAGACUUGAUUGAGAUGACAAACCACCCUAAUUGUCAUUUACAAUUACGACAUUUUUGCGGAGUUUUAACCUUCUGGAAAUCUAUCUCGCUUUUCGUUUCUACUCCCUCGCUUGUAUUAUUCUUCCGACCAAGAGCUGGCCGGAUGGGGAAUCCUCUUUUGUUGCUUUCUCCGGAGCUUUCAUUCAUCACAUGCAGUUGGUAAAGACAGAGGUGAGUUUAUUUACCUUAUAUCACUGUCGUCUAGAAUUAAGGGCUGUCAAUAUGAUCGUGACUGAGUGAUCGUGUCGUUGGUUUUCAGUCUGGAGUUUUAAAGUCUGAAUUUCAGGAAUGGUGAUCGUUUUUCUUUGAACUGGUUCUUGUAAGAAAAAAAAAUGUGAGUUCAUAAAUUAGGUACGUGGAUUCGAUUCAAAAGUACAUCUAACUUUAGAUAAGUAUGAUAUUUUUAAUCCUUUAUACUAAAAUAUCCUUAUAAAUAAUUAGGUACCAAAAAAAACCUUUGAAGAAUGGUUUUCAUUACAAUGGGAAUUUAGACUUCAAAAUGUAGAAUACAAAAUUUAUAGGUGCUAAACCAUAAAAUUUCCAACAACUCAUUAAUCAAUCCAUAAACUAAGAUAAAUUGGAUUGAAUCGAUAUAUCAUAUUCAAAUGGUAUGCUUUAAUGAGAAGUCAUUCAAGUACCAAGUUAUACCCCAUUAGUCUUAUAGUCGAUGGUUCACAUUCUAUGAUGUUAUUGAUUCGACAAAUAACAUCGUAUGACAAAUUCAUGAGCUACUCUCGAAAUAACUUAUGAGAAUGAGAUUUGCCUCCAAAUUAGAGCUGGCAAUUUGGUCCAGGACUGUUUGGUUUUACCCAAAACCGGACCGUAUAACUCGGAUCGGGACCGAACUGGGACCGGAUAGCAAACAAUUCAAUCUCAUAUUCGGGCUUAGAUUUGAGGUAAAAAACCAGGAUAAAGACCGGAUAAGAGACCCCCCAACACCUAAAAUCAAGAUAAAAUUGAGACCGGACCGGGUCAAGACCGGAGUGUAUCCAAUCCAAUCUUUGGUCCUUAUAUCCUCGAAAAGACCGGGCUGGAACCGGAUCAAUUUGGUCCAAUUUAACCGGAUCGGACUGUAUAGCCACCCCUACUCAAAAUCGCUUUUUCGAAUACUCUCUCAAUGUGUAAUAUAUGUAUUACCUUUAACUUAGAUGUGGGUCACGCACACAAUAAUGUACUCGUUCAACCAAAAUCUGUUCGAACUUGAGAUUUGAUACUAGUCCGUGGGAUGUAAUGUUAUUCCUUCCCAGAGAAUACAUUAUUUAGUAACUAAAAUAUGUACAAUAUCACAGGAAAUCAUGAACAAAAGAGCCAAAUCUCAAAUUUUAAGUGCCACGCGAGUCAUGACCCCCUGGUUUCUGGUGUACUCAUGCUAAUAAUUAAUAAAGUUUAUGAAUUAAUUAAAAAGGUUUUUAAAAAGUUAACAUAAAAGAAAAAUUAUAAUAAAGGUUAGGAACUCUACAAGAAAAAGAUCACUCGGAUCGUGCAUUUUGCUUCCCAUAUUUCUUAUCGCGUUAUUAUAUUUUGUUUAUCACAUUAUUUCCAGGUAACAUGAAUUUCGAUCAUUUUAGCUUUUGACUCCCAAUUUCUCUUUUUUAUUUUUUAUUUUUUUGGUAAUUACCCAAUUUCUGCUUUAACCUCCACUUGUGCUUAUCUUAAUAUCCACGAUUAAGUCUUAAUUCCUCCCCUCUCCCCCCUAUAUAUUCAGUUCUGCGAAUCCCACCAUCUCUUAUCAGAGUCCACCAAGGAAUCGGAUUCCAUCCAUCUGUUCAUUCAGUUCCCUCCUGACUCCAAAACUUCUCCACCUUUCACUCCUCCUUCCUCUUUCCGCGGAAAACUCAAUCGCCUCAGAAGAAUCAGGAAUCCAUCAUUCACAAUGGCGAGAGAAGUUGACGGUGUCAAAUACAACGAGGAGUUCAUUCUGAACUCAAGAGGGUCGAAGCUGUUCACGUGCAAGUGGGUGCCAGCGAAUGAAGAGCCGAAAGCUCUCAUCUUCCUCUGCCAUGGCUACGCCAUGGAGUGCAGCAUCACCAUGGACAGCACGGCGAUGCGGCUUGCGAAACAAGGAUACGGAGUCUACGGGAUAGACUACGAAGGACACGGGAAAUCUUCAGGAUUGCAAGGCUACAUCCAGAACCUCGAUUCUGUGGUUCAGGAUUGCGCCCAUCAUUUCAGAAACAUAAGCGAGGAUAAGAGAGGGAAGAAGAGGUAUCUGAUGGGAGAGUCCUUGGGAGGGGCGGUGACGUUGCUGCUGCAUAGGACAAUGCCCAAUUUCUGGGACGGUGCCAUCUUGGUGGCUCCAAUGUGUAAGAUAGCAGAUGACGUGAAGCCGCCUGCGUUUGUGAUCAGCGCUCUGACGAAACUGAGCUACGUGAUCCCAACUUGGAGGAUCGUGCCGACGAAGGACAUUAUCGACACUGCCUUCAAAGUGCCGGAGAUCAGAAAGCAGAUCAGAGAGAACCCUUACUGCUACAAGGGCCGCCCACGCUUGAAAACUGCUUUCGAGCUCCUCAGAACCAGCAUGGACAUCGAGCAACGCCUUCACGAGGUGACGAUGCCGUUCAUUCUUCUUCACGGCGAAGACGAUAGGGUGACCGAUAAAUCCGUCAGCAAACAGUUGUUCGGCGUGUCGUCGACCAAGGACAAGACGAUCAAGUUGUACGACGGGAUGUGGCACGGCCUUCUCUACGGGGAGACGCCGGAGAACAUUGAGCUAGUGUUCAACGACAUUACUUCGUGGCUCGAUGAGAGGAGCGGCGGCGCUUUGGCCUCGAGGUCUGAAAUGGAGCAAAAGUUUAGGAAUGAUAAGUUAUCCGGCCACUACCAGUCGUCCAAAUGAUGUAAUGGGGACAGUACAAACUACAAACUCCACGACCACUUUCGUCAUUUGAUUGAUUUGCCGCUAGCUUAACGAAUGUAUGCAUAUAUGGGACUUAUUUGUAAGAAUAAGGAAAUCGGUGACUGAUUACGGUGAAAGAGAUCCUGUUAUACAGAGCUUAAUAUUAAUUACAUGCAUGGAUGCUUGUUCACCUGCUGCGUGAUGAAGAGGAAGGUCUAUUACCCAAAGGGGGAAUGUAAGUUGUGCAGGAGGGGAAUUACCGUUGUCUGUAUUGAGUGUAUUCAGUGACAUGUACGUGUGAAAUAAAAUUAUAUUCUUUCUUUUUCAUUGCGGACGAGAGUAACUUUUGUAUGUGAUAAAUUCCAUCAGAGCUG